This is a messenger RNA of Bombus impatiens (common eastern bumble bee), 1647 nucleotides long. RefSeq names its product sugar transporter ERD6-like. The coding region runs from base 43 to 1518 and encodes 491 amino acids. Lineage: Eukaryota; Metazoa; Arthropoda; Insecta; Hymenoptera; Apidae. Gene Ontology annotation, biological process: transmembrane transport. The record is from RefSeq and is a predicted model, not a curated record. Gene Ontology annotation, cellular component: membrane. The transcript has 2 exons. Gene Ontology annotation, molecular function: transmembrane transporter activity.
UUUCUCGGUAUAGGCGUUGGUAUUGCCCGCACGAUAACUCCCAUGUACGUGUCAGAAGUCGCCGACAUAAACAUCAGAGGAACCCUAGGUACUAUAAUCGCAGUGGACGUAUAUACCGGAACAAUGAUAACCUGCGCCCUAGGAAUCUGGCUGACGUACAACUCACUCCUGCUGGCUCUUGUAAUACUAUCCUUUAUAUCCUUCUUCCCGAACACCUGUUUCCCCGAAACACCGUAUUUCUUGGUAGCAAAAGGACUAAAGGAGGAAGCAUCCAAGUCCAUAGCAUAUUACAAAAAUAUCACAGAUCCUCAGAGAGUGGAAAUCGAACUACGUGCUCUACGCACAGAAGCCAGAUACGAAUUACACCCACAAUCCAGAUGUGAAUUAAACCAACAAUCCAGAAGCGAUUUACACUCACAAUCCACAAACGAUAUACACCGGCCAUCCACACGCGAAAUGCACCAACCAUCCACAAGCGAAAUACACUCAGAACCCACAAGCGAAAUACACCAGCCAUCCACAAGUCAAAUACACCGAUCAUCCACAAGUCAAAUACACCGACCAUCCACAAGUCAAUUACACCCAGAAACCAUAAGCGAAAUACACCAAUCAUCCACAAGCGAAAUACACCAACGAUCCACAAGCGAAAUACACCCAGGACCCACAAGCGAAAUACACCCAGGAACGAGAAGCGAAUUACAAUCGCGAUCCAGAAGCGAUUUACGCACAGAAUUCAAUGUGGAUUCACAAGGGUCGACAGACUCAGAUGAGACAUACAUGGAUGGAACUGAAUAUACCUGUAUGACCAAGCUGCAAGUAAUACUACAUCGAAACUACAGGAAAGCUCUGUAUAUCAUGCUUGGCUUGACCAUGGCACAACAACUUAGCGGAAACUUCAUCACUACGCAGCAUCUGGAAGUGUUGUUAAGGAAAACAACGAUCGUUAUCGAUCCACACGAAGCGACGAUUUUGGUCCUGUUUGUCAGCUUUGUAUCUGGCAGUUUAAUCUCCUUCGCAUUGCAAUUCGUAGGAAGAAGAACACUUUUGCUUCUCUCUACGGGUGGGACGAGUAUUACAUUGAUUAUUUUAGCAAUUUAUCUAGUGUUAUUUGGAAAUCUGCUUGAGGCUUCCAACGUCUCUAUUAUUCCAGUUAUCGACUUAAUUAUAUAUCAAGUAUUGUUUGAAAUUGGUUUAGGUACGUUACCCAAUGUCCUCCUAUGCGACUUAUUUCCUGCGGAACUAAGAGGCUUUGUUAGUGUCAUCAAUGUCACAUUCGAUGCUAUAAUUGGUCUUAUCGUGAUGGUACUGUAUAAAGUAUUUGUAGAUAAUUUAGGGUCGUAUACGAUUUACUUUAUCUUCGCGACAUCAUGCUUCUUGGCAUUCCUGAUGGUGUUCAUAUGGGUACCGGAAACAAAAGGAAAAACAUAUAACGAGAUUGAAGCGCUUCUAGCUGGUGAAAAUUUGAAUUCUUUGAAUGAAGAAGUUCGAACCGAUGAAAUGGAUGUUCGUAGAAUAUGACAGGAAAAAUUGCACCGUACGUCCGCGGCACGGUGUCUACAUACUCGGAAUAUUUUAUUUCUCAUUUUUAUUAGUAUAACGAUAAAGAUCUACAAUUUUAUCACGAUAUGCAAUUUCUGUAGUAACAGA